Messenger RNA from Octodon degus (degu), 5222 nucleotides. RefSeq names its product protein tyrosine phosphatase, receptor type M (gene Ptprm). The record is from RefSeq and is a predicted model, not a curated record. The transcript has 33 exons. Gene Ontology annotation, biological process: protein dephosphorylation. The coding region runs from base 1 to 4542 and encodes 1513 amino acids. Gene Ontology annotation, cellular component: membrane. Gene Ontology annotation, molecular function: protein tyrosine phosphatase activity; protein binding. Lineage: Eukaryota; Metazoa; Chordata; Mammalia; Rodentia; Octodontidae.
AUGUCAGGGAGUCCUGCAGACAGCCGUGUCGCUGACCCAGAUCCCAGAGCUACAGUAGAGAGGAGACAGGGAGGGGAAAGCCAGGAAGGCAGGUGCAGGCCCGCCAGAGGCCUGCGAGCGCUCAGGUGUCCUGCAGGUGAGGUCCGGGGGACACAGGGUCAUCUUCCCAGCGCCUCUCAGCUUUCCACCAGGGGGUGCUUCCUGGGUGGUUGCCUCUUUGAUGAGCCGUACAGCACAUGUGGAUACAGUCAAGCUGAGGACAACGACUUCAGCUGGGAGCAGGUGAACACCCUGGGCAGACCGACUCUGGACCCGUGGAUGCCAUCAGGCUCCUUCAUGAUGGUGAAUGGUUCGGGGCGGCCCGAGGGGCAGCGAGCGCGCCUGCUGCUCCCCCAGCUGAAGGAGAAUGACACCCACUGCAUUGAUUUCCACUACUUUGUGUCCAGCCAGAGCAACUCUGCUCCUGGGUUCCUCAAUGUGUACGUGAAGGUCAAUAACGGGGCGCUGGGGAGCCCCAUCUGGAAUCUGUCUGGGGCUCCGACCGGGAGAUGGAACCGGGCGGAGCUGGCCAUCAGCACGUUCUGGCCUAACUUCUACCAGGUGAUUUUUGAAGUGAUUACCUCUGGACACCAGGGCUACCUCGCUAUUGAUGAAGUGAAGGUGCUGGGCCAUCCAUGUACCCGGACGCCCCACUUCCUGCGCAUCCAGAACGUGGAGGUGAAUGCCGGCCAGUCCGCCACCUUCCAGUGCAGUGCGAUUGGCAGGACGUCAUCCAAGGAGGACAGACUGUGGCUACAGGGCAUCGAUGUCCCCGAUGCUCCGCUGAAGGAGACAAAGACCACCAGUCCCCGAAGGUUCAUGGCUUCCUUCAGCGUCGUGAAUACCACCAAACGCGACGCCGGGAAGUACCGCUGCAUGAUCCGCACUGAAGGAGGUGUCGGGAUAUCAAACUAUGCAGAACUGGUUGUUAAAGAGCCUCCCGUGCCCAUCGCACCACCGCAGCUGGCCUCAGUGGGUGCCACCUACCUGUGGAUCCAGCUCAACGCCAACUCCAUCAAUGGUGACGGGCCCAUCGUGGCCCGAGAGGUGGAGUACUGCACAGCCAGUGGCAGCUGGAGCGACCGGCAGCCCGUGGACUCCACCAGCUACAAAAUUGGCCACCUGGACCCAGACACGGAGUACGAGAUCAGCGUGCUGCUCACCAGGCCGGGUGAGGGAGGCACGGGGUCUCCUGGGCCAGCUCUCAGGACAAGAACCAAGUGUGCUGAUCCCAUGCGUGGUCCAAGAAAACUGGAAGUUGUCGAGGUCAAGUCCCGGCAAAUCACCAUCCGCUGGGAGCCCUUUGGCUACAAUGUGACCCGUUGCCAUAGCUACAACCUCACAGUACACUACUGCUACCAGGUGGGCCGGCAGGAGCAGGUGCGGGAGGAGGUGAGCUGGGACCAGGACAGCAUGCACCCGCAGCACACCAUCACCAACCUGGCCCCCUACACCAACGUCAGCAUCAAGCUCAUCCUCAUGAACCCCGAGGGCCGGAAGGAGAGCCUAGAGCUCGUAGUACAGACAGACGAGGACGUCCCAGGCGCUGUCCCUACCGAGUCCAUCCAAGGAAGCACCUUUGAAGAGAAGAUAUUUCUUCAGUGGAGAGAGCCCACCCAGACGUACGGUGUCAUCACGCUCUACGAGAUUACCUACAAAGCGGUCAGCUCCUUUGACCCAGAAAUUGAUUUAUCUAAUCAAAGUGGAAGAGUUUCAAAACUGGGAAAUGAAACUCAUUUUCUGUUUUUCGGACUGUACCCGGGCACCACGUACUCCUUCACCAUCCGAGCAAGCACAGCCAAGGGCUUCGGGCCUCCAGCCACCAACCAGUUCACCACCAAAAUCUCAGCUCCAUCCAUGCCAGCCUAUGAGCUCGAGACACCCCUGAACCAGACCGAAAACACUGUGACGGUCCUGCUGAAGCCUGCGCAGAGCAGGGGCGCCCCUAUCAGUGUCUACCAAAUAGUUGUUGAGGAGGAACGCCCUCGAAGAACUAAAAAGACAACAGAGAUAUUGAAGUGCUACCCGAUACCGAUCCACUUCCAGAACGCGUCCCUCCUGAACUCGCAGUACUACUUCGCCGCCGAGUUCCCGGCCGACAGCAUCCAAGCUGCCCAGCCUUUCACCAUCGGUGACAACAGGACCUACAGCGGGUACUGGAACACCCCGCUGCUCCCCCACAAAAGCUACAGGAUUUACUUCCAAGCUGCUAGUCGAGCCAAUGGGGAAACCAAAAUCGACUGUGUUCAAGUAGCCACAAAAGGGGCUGCCACUCCAAAACCUGUCCCAGAGCCUGAGAAACAAACAGACCAUACUGUUAAAAUUGCGGGAGUCAUCGCCGGCAUCUUGCUGUUCGUCAUCCUCUUCCUUGGGAUCGUGCUGGUAAUGAAGAAGAGGAAACUGGCCAAGAAGCGGAAGGAGACGAUGAGCAGCACUCGGCAGGAGAUGACCGUGAUGGUGAACUCCAUGGACAAGAGCUAUGCUGAGCAGGGCACGAACUGCGAUGAGGCUUUCGCGUUCAUGGACACACACAACCUGAAUGGGCGAUCUGUGUCUUCCCCGUCAUCCUUCACAAUGAAGACAAAUACACUAAGCACGUCGGUGCCCAACUCCUACUACCCAGACCCAUUUGUGCCAACCGCAAUUUUAGACGAAACCCACACGAUGGCCAGCGACACCAGCAGCCUGGUGCAGUCGCACACGCACAAGAAGCGCGAGGCAGCUGAUGUGCCCUACCAGACAGGGCAGCUGCACCCUGCCAUCCGGGUGGCCGACCUGCUGCAGCACAUCACGCAGAUGAAGUGCGCCGAGGGCUACGGCUUCAAGGAGGAGUACGAGAGCUUCUUUGAAGGACAGUCCGCGCCGUGGGACUCCGCUAAGAAAGAUGAGAACAGAAUGAAGAACAGAUACGGCAACAUCAUUGCAUAUGACCAUUCCCGGGUGAGGCUGCAGACGAUCGAAGGAGACACCAACUCAGACUACAUCAACGGGAAUUACAUCGAUGGCUACCAUCGACCCAAUCAUUAUAUCGCUACCCAAGGUAAGUUCAUUUCAGCUUUGAUGUCUUUCUUGGGUUGCUUUCUUGCCGGCCUCUCGUCCCUAAACCAGAGAUGCACAAUGUUUCUGAAGAUCCCUUCACACCUGGCAAGAAGACAGCAUGUCAAAUGCUGCAAAUACUGGCCAGACGACACAGAAAUAUACAAAGACAUUAAGGUUACCCUAAUCGAAACAGAACUGCUGGCGGAAUAUGUGAUAAGGACAUUUGCUGUGGAAAAGCGAGGCAUCCAUGAAAUCCGAGAGAUCAGACAGUUUCACUUCACGGGCUGGCCAGAUCACGGGGUCCCCUACCACGCCACUGGCCUGCUGGGAUUCGUGCGGCAGGUCAAGUCCAAGAGCCCACCCAAUGCGGGCCCCCUGGUGGUGCACUGCAGUGCUGGCGCCGGGAGGACAGGCUGCUUCAUUGUCAUCGACAUCAUGCUGGACAUGGCCGAGCGGGAGGGGGUGGUGGACAUCUACAACUGUGUGCGGGAGCUGCGGUCCCGGAGAGUGAACAUGGUGCAGACAGAGGAGCAGUAUGUGUUCAUCCAUGAUGCCAUUCUGGAGGCCUGUCUCUGCGGAGACACCUCCAUCCCUGCCUCCCAAGUCCGGUCUCUGUACUACGACAUGAACAAGCUGGACCCGCAGACAAACUCCAGCCAGAUUAAAGAGGAGUUCCGGACCCUCAACAUGGUGACACCGACCCUGCGCGUGGAGGACUGCAGCAUCGCGCUCCUGCCCCGGAACCACGAGAAGAACCGCUGCAUGGACAUCCUGCCCCCAGACCGCUGCCUGCCCUUCCUCAUCACCAUCGACGGCGAGAGCAGCAACUACAUCAACGCCGCCCUGAUGGACAGCUAUAAACAGCCCUCGGCCUUCAUAGUCACCCAGCACCCUUUGCCAAACACAGUCAAAGACUUCUGGAGAUUGGUUCUGGAUUACCACUGCACGUCCGUGGUGAUGCUGAACGACGUGGACCCUGCCCAGCUGUGUCCGCAGUACUGGCCCGAGAACGGCGUGCACAGGCACGGCCCCAUCCAGGUGGAGUUCGUGUCUGCCGACUUGGAAGAGGACAUCAUCAGCAGGAUAUUCCGGAUUUAUAACGCAGCCAGGCCCCAAGACGGAUACCGCAUGGUGCAGCAGUUCCAGUUCCUGGGCUGGCCGAUGUACAGGGACACGCCCGUGUCCAAGCGCUCCUUCCUGAAGCUCAUCCGCCAGGUGGACAAGUGGCAGGAGGAGUACAACGGCGGGGAGGGCCGCACCGUGGUGCACUGCUUGAACGGGGGAGGUCGCAGUGGCACGUUCUGCGCCAUCAGCAUUGUCUGCGAGAUGCUCCGGCACCAGAGAACCGUGGACGUCUUCCACGCCGUCAAGACGCUGCGGAACAACAAGCCCAACAUGGUGGACCUCCUGGAUCAGUACAAGUUCUGCUAUGAGGUGGCCCUGGAAUACUUGAACUCUGGCUGACAGCAAAAGUGGCUCUGCAGACCAACCCUCUCCCACCGCUGGACCGAGCUGGCCGCGGCGUCCGUGUAAAUGAGAUGCAGACUUCUCAACGUGCUUACUCUGCUUUGCAUAAUCGGCUCUUAUUAAGAGCCACGGAAGUGUUUAUGAACUGCUUGCACUGCCCAAUUCCCAGCCAUGCUGCUGCCUAACAGAAACACAGAGCAUACAGUUGUCAGAUGCUGUCCAGCUCCUCACUGUCACUGGCUUGGUAGAGUGGCACGGACAUCUGUCGACUGAAGAGCACAAUUAUAUUCUUAUGAAGGAAUUUGUACCUUUGGGUAUUUUUUUGUGGCCCGUGAUCCUCCUAUUGUUACAGCUCCGUGUAUGUUUUUGUUCUGUGGAGAAUGCUACCUGGCAUUAUGAUAAUAUAUUAUUUUAGUUAAUAUUUGUAUUUUAACAUGUCACAUAAUAGCUUACCUAGCUUUCCAGGACUAACCGGGAACCGUGUAAUGAACAAAGCUAUGUUGUAGGAGUUGUCGUUUCAAUCAGAUUUGUAUGGUUUUCAAGGGAAAAGCUCGGGAGGACUCAGUUCAAAACUGCGACAUGGUCAGAUUCACAAAUCCAAAGCUUUCCCAUGUGUUUAUAUUGUAAAUAUUUUUGAUUUCAUCAAAUUAUUUAUUCAUUAAAAGAAUUUUUGUGAA